AUGGAACAGACUUCCGCGGUGGGACCGCCUAUUGAACUCCCCAUCAUCGACAUCUCCAACCCCAACGACCCCAAUGUGGGUAAGGCCAUGCUCGACGCAGCCGCCAAGUACGGCUUUCUGUACGUUGACAGCAAAGGGACCGAUUUCGCGGCCGGGGAUGUGAAUAGAGCCUUUGAGCUGUCGAAAGCUUUCUUUGCCUCUCCUGCUGAGGAGAAGGCCACUUGCCGUAUUACUCCUAAUAAUCGUGGCUGGUCAGGCAUGCACAUUGAAACUCUUGAUCCAGAGCAUCAAAGGACCCGGAUCGCGAUACUUCUUCGACUUGUUCUCACCAGAAACUACAGGGCCAUGAACUUUGGCGAAUUCAAGGAUGGGAAAGCGCAGCAACCCCUCCCCCCAUCGCUAGCCCCGCACGAGGCCGAGAUUGGCCAUUUCGCCUCGCUCUGCAACAAGACCUGCAAUCGCAUCCUGAAGCUACUAGCCCUCGGCCUCCAGAACGGUCCCACAGGCUGCAUCCUCCGCUACCUGUACUACCCCUCGAUCUUCUCGCCCGCAACAUCCUCCUACCAGCACGACGUCGACGUACGCGCUGGUGCCCACUCCGACUACGGCAGUAUCACCCUUCUCUUCCAGCGGCCCGGACAGCCAGGUCUUGAGAUCCGGACGCCAGAUGGCUCCUGGGCUCCUGUCCCCGUGCAGCCGGGCAACGCAGAGGAUGCCAGUGCCUACCCGUUCCCGCCUAUUCUGGUAAACAUUGGUGAUCUGCUGAGCUACUGGACCGACGGUCUACUCAAGUCGACGAUCCACCGUGUCGUGUUCCCCUUGUCUGAACAGCGUAGCCCCAACCCGCAGGACAGGUAUAGUAUCGCUUACUUCUGUCAUCCGGUGGACACCACGGAGUUGGUUCCCGUACCCAGUGAAGCUGUCGUCGCUCAUCGCGAGUAUUGCAAGAAGAACGGCAUUACCAAUGAACAGGUUGGCUUCGGUGGCGGAGCAGGGAACAUGGCGCCGGGGAAGCGGGCUUUGACGGCUGACGAACAUCUCGAAUCGAGACUGGCGGCCACAUACGGAUUCAAGAAAGAGUGACGUUGUCAAUAUGGAGAGGUGGCUCCGCGUGGAGCUUGUUGAUCUAAAUCUCAUCAGGUCUACUCUUGAUUUACCCUAGAACUGCUUCAGUACAACCGCUUCGUGUCAGUUUUCAAGAGUGUAGGAAGUAGAUAGUACGUGGUCAAGUUGGGAAAGAAACCAACAGUGUGAGAUGCACCGACAUCAAUCAAUCAGUUGAACAGGCAACUGCAUGCCCUGUAUAUCUUACACCGCAUAUGGCACUCGUUGGCUGAGCUGAGGCAAAGAGAGAGGGCAAUAUGGGAAGUUCAGUUCAAAAGAUCGCACCAGAUUUAUUGGCGUUCAACUAAGACAAAGGAAAAUCGUGAUAAAGAUUAAAAUUCAGCGUCACCAAAUUGUAAGUAGAAGA
This is a messenger RNA of Aspergillus novofumigatus IBT 16806, 1471 nucleotides long. Its product is annotated as putative oxidoreductase, 2OG-Fe(II) oxygenase family. Lineage: Eukaryota; Fungi; Ascomycota; Eurotiomycetes; Eurotiales; Aspergillaceae. The transcript has 5 exons. The record is from RefSeq and is a predicted model, not a curated record. The coding region runs from base 1 to 1083 and encodes 360 amino acids.